AUGCAAAGCCCCGCGUGGGCCUCAGCUCAGCCCCUGGCCCGUGGGACGCAGCCGCAGGCCUGCGCGGAGCCGGGCUGCAGCUGCCAUCCCGCCCCAAACCCGGAGAGGAACCAAGCGACGAGGCAGCGCCUGGCCCUGCCACCGCAGCCCCGGAGCAGGCAGGGAGGGGAGGCUGGGCCCAGGGCCAGGCGGCGACGCUGGGCACAGCCCUCGGCCUUCGGACCAGCCCCAAACCUUGGGCUUAAUGACAGCAGAGCCGGGAGGCGUGGGAAAGCGGGCGAGAGCAGAGGCCAGGCUUCUUCCAUUUAUUCUUUUUCCUUUACUGAGUUUAGUGUCAUCACUCCACCUCUCUUCUUUUAUUAUUCUUUGAUUUGUCUCCCAGUGCCCAUUCCCUCGAAGGCCAAUGGCACCACCAUUUCCACCCUGUCCAUGAACAAAGACAGCUUGAUCGGAGGGGUGACGAACCCCAACGAGGUCUUCUGCUCCGUGCCUGGGCGCCUCUCCCUUCUCAGCUCCACCUCCAAGUACAAGGUGACCGUCGGGGAGGUGCAGAGAAGGCUCUCGCCCCCCGAGUGUCUCAACGCCUCUCUCCUCGGCGGAGUCCUCCGCAGAGCAAAAUCAAAAAACGGGGGUCGGUGUUUAAGGGAGAGGUUAGAGAAAAUCGGACUAAAUCUACCUGCGGGAAGGCGCAAAGCUGCCAACGUCACCCUGCUGACGUCCCUCGUGGAAGGCGAAGCCGUUCACCUGGCUCGGGAUUUUGGGUACGUGUGCGAAACGGAGUUCCCAGCCAAGGCGGCGGCAGAGUACCUGUGCCGACAGCACUCCGACCCCACGGAGCUGCACACCAGGAAAAACAUGCUGCUGGCUACCAAGCAAAUUUGUAAAGAGUUUGCAGACUUGAUAGCCCAGGAUCGCUCACCGCUGGGGAACAGCCGCCCUUCACUCAUCUUAGAGCCCGGUGUCCAGAGCUGUUUGACUCAUUUCAGCUUGAUAACCCACGGCUUUGGGGGCCCAGCCAUCUGCGCAGCGCUCACAGCCUUCCAGAACUACCUGGUAGAGUCCCUUAAGGGGCUGGAUAAAAUGUUCAUGAACAGCACAGGGAAUGGGCACACGGCCGGAGACUCCAAAGCGUCAGAAAAAGAAGUGAAGCAUCGGAAAUAACGUGCUGUCUCCCUCCCCCUGCCCAGUGGGAGCUUCCCCCGGCUGCCGUAGAUAGCGCAGGGUGGGAAUGACGAUCCAGUGCACUGUUUUCUGAACUGCUACAUUUGAACUUGGGAUGAAACUCGUAAAGCAAACAAAGAAAAGACAAAAAAAGAGAAGAUUUAAAGAAUUUAAGAAGAAAACAACUCUAACGGACAUAGUGAGAAUGAGAAACUAAGCCAGAUUGAUGGCUUUUGGGUUUUGCCUUUUUUUUUUUUUUUUUUUUUUUUUAAUUGUGGAUGCAGGAAGCCAAAUCAUGUGCAAUUUUAUUUUGUUUUGUUUUUUUAAAAACCCAUAGUGAAAUCCUGACGUGCUCCGGGAAUUGGUUCCAACUGAAAAAAAAAAAAAUGAUAAGAAAGAGCAAAAGCCUCAUCAAUGCAAGAACCAGAGGCACGAGCAGCAGAGGGCAGGGAGUUGGACCGCUGGCUGUACCCGGAUGGAUCAGCUGGUUUUGACAAGCAGACACAGAGGGAACCUUCCCAUUUCCCCACCUACAGCCCAGUCCUAAAGCCAGGCCACGAGAAAAUCGCCAGCAGAAUUGCUUUGGGGUUAAAGCAGUUUCAGACUUCGUUUACAGUCUUCAAACUGAGACUCACGGCGGAUUCUCCCCCGGGCUGAGGAGCCCCGACGAGGGGAGGAACAAACCGCCCAGGCGACGGUUCCCAGGGCAGGAAGGGAGCCAGGAGAGCCUUCCCCACUGCUGCGGCCACAGCUGGGGAUAAAGCAGGUGAAGUUAAACCCAGGACUAAUUAAAACUCCACAACCCACAGAUAACAGCAUACAAGUUUCUAAAAUUAAUAAUAAUUGCUAAAGCACAAGGAGCAGAACUUGAACCAGGCCAAACUGAACUGUUCUAAAUCUGUAUAUAUUUAUUUAUGUGUAAUUAAAAUCUGAAAGUUUUAAAAUGUCCAGUGCAAGUUAUUUAUAUCAAAUUGAGUUGGUUCUUUGUUUUGCCUUUUUUUUUGGUUUGGGUUGUUUUUGUUUUGUUUUUUUAAAAAAAGAUGAAAGUCUUUGGAUUUUCUGCCAUUAGGAAUGGGAAUGAAGUUUUGGAUACACAAAACCGUAGCAUGGACAAGAUAGGCUGUGAUGAUAAUGACUAUAGAAGUUCUGCAGGAUUUUGUACUUGCUGUUGUUUCUCUUAAUGCUGCAAUAGAUGUACAACACCCACACCACAAUGUCACUCUCAUUAUCUCAAUAAACCUCUUUUUAUUUGAAGAAAGCACCUCCAUCGUCUUUGUGAACAAGGAGCCUUCUGCCUCUGUGGUUGUAUCUUGAAAUAUUACAUAGAUUUAAGAAACCGUAUCCUCCAGUUUCGUGGCUGACGUUUGGUGCUCGGUGCAGUCACAGAGCUCAGAGGAUGACAGGAGCUGGUGGAUGCCCUGAUCUCAGAGGCCGGCGCAGCCCAGCCGGCCGGCGCCUC
This is a messenger RNA of Athene cunicularia (burrowing owl), 2620 nucleotides long. It is a transcript of the gene TFAP2E, whose product is annotated as transcription factor AP-2 epsilon. The transcript has 5 exons. NCBI's taxonomy places the organism in Eukaryota, Metazoa, Chordata, Aves, Strigiformes, Strigidae. The record is from RefSeq and is a predicted model, not a curated record. Gene Ontology annotation, cellular component: nucleus. Gene Ontology annotation, molecular function: DNA-binding transcription factor activity, RNA polymerase II-specific; RNA polymerase II transcription regulatory region sequence-specific DNA binding. Bases 1 to 1161 code for a protein of 386 amino acids. Gene Ontology annotation, biological process: regulation of transcription by RNA polymerase II; regulation of cell population proliferation; anatomical structure development.